Trichobilharzia regenti is the source of this 2772-nucleotide messenger RNA. Lineage: Eukaryota; Metazoa; Platyhelminthes; Trematoda; Strigeidida; Schistosomatidae. The record is from the annotation of a GenBank genome assembly.
AUGAAAAAUGAUGUCCUUGUUGACUUCUACCUUUCUACUAUCAAAACACAGAUGUGUGAAUUGCAGCUAGUUGGACUAAAAGAAGAUGACCCCCAUUAUGCUGUUGUAAUGCAAGCAAUCGAGUCUGUCAGACGUGAGCUGGGCUCGAUGACUUCGCGUCUGCUCAGUGCUGCCUUACCUACAAAUACUCGGCAUAAACGUUUAUUUCGAACUAAAUAUGUUGAAGAUGUGGACUUACGGAAUAUUGAAAACUGCUUAGUAUCAGCUGCUAAUAAAGUAGUAAAUUUUAAUUUCGGCCAAUCUAAUAUAGAAUGUGAUCUUAGACCGGCUCAAGCAAGUGCCACGGAAUUUUUAGAUACACAUAGUCGAGUUCAAGCUAUGGUUAUCAGUACAAUGGAAGCAUGUUUAACUAGUUUAACUUCUAACGAUACUGAAGAUAAUUCAACCGUCAAUCAAAGAAAUAAUAUCCAGGGUGGUGGUGAUGAUUCAGAUACAGUCGAUAAUGAUUCUAUUUCUGCUUCUAAUGGACAUAGACUGAAUUCAUCGCGUUUAUCACACAUCGCGUCUACUGCUUCAUCAAACGAUUCAUUGAAACAGUCUAAUUCAAAGGUAUCGACGGUAAACAACAACAAUAAGAAUAUUAAUAAUAAAAUAAUUCAUACAUCUGUACAAGUGAAUAUUGCCUCAGUUAUGUAUACAACACCAGUUAAACUUCCAUCACCAGAAUUGUUAACUAUUUCACCGGAUUUAUUUCAUAUCCUGUUAGAACUUGAUUAUUGUUCAGCUCGAUUUGAAUUUGAAUUUGUCAAGUGUGUUUCACGUCGAGUACGUACCCUACAAGAAGCUGAUGAUGUACAGAUGGUAGCUGUACUCUUUUCUGAAACAUUAAUGUGGGGAUUAACUGUAAAAUUAUUAACAGUACAACAAUUAGCUGAUCGUGAUCCAUGCGUUCUGUUAGCUCUACCUCGAUUGAGUAUCUUAGUUGGUUGUCGUUUGUUACCUGAUUCACCUAUCGGUGCAAAUCGUUUAGCUGUGGGCCAACGUUUACCGUUUAUGUUCAGUUCAUCACGUUCUGAGUUAGCCUAUCUCUGUAGACAGUUGUAUGCCCUACGACCAGAUCAAUUAUGCCGGCUAGCUAGAUGGCUUGGACCAAAUGGAUUACCAAAUUUAAUAUAUGAUCAAAAAAUAUCCACUAAACUAUCAUCACAUAUUGAGCAGGAGGAGGAGAAGGAGGAGGAGGCAGCGGCAAAUUUAAACACAACAACAUCUAAUGCAAAAGAAACAGUAGGAAAUGUCAUUAAUACAACACAUGGUUCUCAGCAAACUUUAUCCUCUCUGUCACCACCACCGCCACCACCACCACCACUGACAAGUGGUUCAUUGCCGAGGAAUUUUCUCGGUACAUUCUAUCAAAAAACUCAUGUGUGGAAAACUUAUCUGCCUGGAUUACAUCGUUUAUAUAAGUGUAUUUCAUCUGUGGCUGACCAGUUCGCUAGAGAAUAUCCAACAGAAUUACGAUUUAUCUUACAGAAAGUUAUAGAAAUGCAUGAUACCAGUAGUGAAGUCGAUGCAGAAUCAUCUAAUUCCAAUAAUGAAAAUCCAAAUGGUGAAGAAGAAGAUGACGAAAUACGCAGACAAGUGGAAGAUGACGACAACAGCAGCAACAAGGGAGAAAGUGGUGGUGAUGUUGACGAUGGAGAAACUGAACUUGAAGAAGAAAUAGAAUUCAAUCCAUUCCAUAUGAUAACUAUGAAUGAAAGAAAAAUACAAGAUUUAGCUAAUCUAUUCAAUUGGAAUAAAGUUAUGCAAUUCAACAAGACGACUACAUCAUGUCAACAAAAAGACCAUCACAACCACCCCCACCAACACAACAAACAACAACACCAACAAGAAGGACAACAAGCAAACUUGAAUCAAUUAUUCAAGGAGUAUAGUUUACAUUUUCGAAAAUACGCUAACAGCAGUAUUGUUGAUAAAUGCAUGAAUUCUAUGGAAUCCUCUAGUCGCUGUUCAGCGAAAUCAUCUGAUUGUUGGCUACAAAAAUGUACUACUACUACUACUUCGGCUGCUGCUGCUGCCGGCACUCCUCGCCAUGAUGACACCAGUAUUUCAGCAUUACGUAACAAUAGUAUUUCAUCCAGUAUAGAGGAUAGUGUUAUUCUGGUUGCUGAUGAAAUUGGUUUAGAUGUAGCAGCGUGUUUAAAUCAUGAUGAUAGUGAUUUUGAAAGAUUAACUGAACUGGGUGAUAAUUCUAAGUUGAAGCCAACUUCUCCUGUAAAGAAUAAUAAGAAUAAUAGUAAUGACAAUACUCAUAAUCAAUCGAGUACAUUUACACAAAGGCUGCAAUUAUUAAAUUUAGGCUCACCAAUUGAGGGAAUACAAAAUCUAAAUGAUUCCCUCCUAUUCAAUUAUUUACCCACUUGGCAACCGGAUUCUCCCACAUCCUCAUCAUCAUAUCGAGCUGUUUUCGGCAAUCGAUCAAAGCUUGAAACUGACGAAGACAAUAAUUCUGUACAAUUCACAGAUGAUGAUAUCAUUGAUGAUGGCACAGAUGAUACUGAUGAUUAUCAAUUUGAUUAUGUAGUUGGACGUCAAUGUGCAACGUGUAAUCGUAGCUUCACUUUGAUUUGGCGUCGUCAUCAUUGUCGUCGAUGUGGUCAUAUCUUUUGUUCAAAAUGUUGUAAUCAUUGGCAACCGAUUGAAGGGUUGGCAAGUGAUAAACCAGUACGUAUAUGUCAUGAAUGCUAUGAAUUUCUUAAUCCAAAUAUCUGA